UUAUGGCGGCUAUCGACAAAGUUCGCGUGCUGGUUGUUGGCGAUUCUGGUAACUAGUAACAUAGCGUUUCUAUUGUGCGCCACCUGGGUCCCCAACGACGAGCGAUACAAUGAGAAAUUUGUGCUUUUCUACUGACCCGACUAGACACCGUGCCUGUUAGCGGUGCGCCAUGUUGGAAAUUGGCGUUUCGGACGGUGCAGUGCUGCCAGACAAAUGUUUCAAUGCUCGAUUGUUUAUGUUCAUCAGCCGGUGUUGGAAAAACGUCCCUCACACAUCUUAUCGCCAACAAUGAACCACUGACAUCGCCCGGUUGGACGGUGGGUUGUUCGGUGGAAGUGAAACUGCACGAGUACAAGGAAGGAACUCCGUCACAAAAUACCUUCUUCAUCGAGCUAUGGGAUGUCGGAGGUUCGAUUAGUCACAAGAAUGCGCGAGGUGUUUUCUAUAACCCAACGCACGGAAUAAUCCUCGUGCACGACCUUACCAACCGUAAAAGUCAAGAAAAUUUACAGCAAUGGCUAAUGGAAAUACUAAACAAGGAGGGAAAGGACACACUACGAGCAGGUGAUACAAUGGACAUUGAUCCGGAGCAGUUUCUCGGUUCGACGCAGUUUAAAAUUUGCCAGAUUCCUAUCCUGGUCAUCGGUACGAAGCUCGACAUGUUGGACGAAAACAAUAAGCACCGGAUACUAAAUCGCACGUUAGCAGGUAGCAUAGCGGAACAGUGUGGAGCGGACGAAAUUUGUCUCAAUAGCCACGAGUCUCGAUCGUUGGCCGCCGGAACGACCGACUCCGUGAAACUGGCUCGGUUUUUCGAUAAAGUGAUCGAGCGGAAGUAUUACAGCCGGGACUCGGGACGUAAGUAUACAUCUAACUACACGUCUACUACCCUCGGUCCGUUCGGACCAUACUUGACGCAACAACAGGCAACAUCCUCGGCGAACACCUUUAGUUAUCUCAAUCCCAACCCAGUGACUGAAAGUUUAUCGUAAUAUAAUUCCGUUC
Messenger RNA from Anopheles coustani, 1005 nucleotides. Its product is annotated as rab-like protein 3. NCBI's taxonomy places the organism in Eukaryota, Metazoa, Arthropoda, Insecta, Diptera, Culicidae. The record is from RefSeq and is a predicted model, not a curated record. The transcript is spliced from 3 exons. Bases 222 to 992 code for a protein of 256 amino acids. Gene Ontology annotation, molecular function: GTP binding; GTPase activity. Gene Ontology annotation, cellular component: endomembrane system. Gene Ontology annotation, biological process: intracellular protein transport.